This is a messenger RNA of Cornus florida, 1814 nucleotides long. Its product is annotated as cyclin-A1-4-like. The coding region runs from base 161 to 1642 and encodes 493 amino acids. Gene Ontology annotation, molecular function: cyclin-dependent protein serine/threonine kinase regulator activity. Gene Ontology annotation, biological process: regulation of cyclin-dependent protein serine/threonine kinase activity; mitotic cell cycle phase transition. Gene Ontology annotation, cellular component: cytoplasm; cyclin-dependent protein kinase holoenzyme complex; nucleus. Lineage: Eukaryota; Viridiplantae; Streptophyta; Magnoliopsida; Cornales; Cornaceae. The record is from RefSeq and is a predicted model, not a curated record. The transcript has 11 exons.
CACACACACGUAUAUCUCUCUCCACAUCUCUCCCGCAAAACCCUUCAAAAAUCAUACGAUGGAAUUCAAUACCACAUCUAAAUAAAACCCUCGACUCUAAACAAACCCAGUUUCUUGUAGUAGUGAAAGGAUUGGGGUUAGGGUUUUGUUUGUAUACAAAAUGUCGACUCGCAAUCGCCGUUGGUCAGUUUCAUCAUCAUCAAAAUCAUCAACAACAACCUCAUCAUUGUCGUCGGAGAUUCCCAGGAAGGCUGUGGCUGCGUUGAAGCCUCAGUUGGCGAAGAAGAAGCGGCCUCCACUCACCAACCUCACCAAUCAGAGAAAUGGUCCUCAGAACCCUGUGUCAAACAUUAUGGUGCCAUGUGAGGCUAAAAUGGCCAAGCCAAAGAAGGAAUCUUCUACUUUUAGUUGCAAGGCAAGCGUUUCUGAGAAUUCGUUGCCUUCAUCCUUGAACUUGAAAUCAAGUGCAGUUAUAUCUUGCAAGGAGACAUAUUUCCCCGGUAUUGAUCAACCUGUAGUCAGUGUUACUGCCCUUCCUGCCCCUGGCUUCAAGGAUGUUUCUCCUAGUCCGUCAGAUGGUGGUUCAGUCUCUUUGGAUGAAACAAUGUCUACUGGUGGAUCUAUAAAGAGUCCAGAAUUUGAAUACAUAGACAAUAAUGAUGCUUUAGCAAUCAAUUCAAUUGAAAGGAAGACAUGUUACAGCCUCAACAUAUCAGAUCUUGUGGGAGUAGCAGGAGAUGUGGGCAAGCAAGAUAUACUUGUGGAGAUGGAAACAGUGGAUAAAGUUGUUGACGUUGAUGGUAACAUCAUGGACCCCCAGUUUUGUGCUACCAUUGCUUGUGACAUCUAUAAGCACUUACGUGCAUCUGAGACCAAGAAGAGGCCUUGUGCAGACUUUAUGGAGAGAAUUCAGAAAGACAUUAACUCCAGCAUGCGUUCGAUACUAAUUGAUUGGCUUGUAGAGGUCUCGGAAGAGUACAAUCUUGUACCUGAAACAUUGUUUUUAUCUGUUAACUACAUAGACCGUUACCUUUCUGGCAAUAUAAUCAAUAGGCAACGUCUACAGUUGCUUGGUGUUGCCUGCAUGAUGAUUGCUGCUAAAUAUGAGGAGAUUUGUGCACCCCAGGUUGAAGAGUUUGUUUUCAUCACUGAUAACACAUACUUCAAGGAGGAGGUUUUGCAAAUGGAAUCUGCUGUGCUGAACUACUUGAAGUUUGAAAUGACAGCCCCAACCGCUAAAUGUUUUUUGAGGCAUUUUGUUCGUGCUGCUGAAGCAAAUAAUGAGGUUCCUUUAAUGCAGUUGGAGUGCCUGGCCAACUACCUUGCAGAGUUAUCGUUGAUAGAGUACAGCAUGCUUUGCUAUGCUCCAUCCGUAAUUGCUGCUUCUGCAAUUUUUUUGACCAAAUUUAUACUUAUCCCUUUGAAAAGACCUUGGACUUCAACAUUGAGGCAUUACACGCUGUUCAAGCCCUCUGAUUUGUGUGACUGUGUCAAGGCACUACAUCGCCUCUGCUGUAACCACCAUAGUUCUAGUUUACGUGCAGUUAGGGAGAAAUACAGUCAACAUAAGUACAAGUUUGUGGCAAGGAAGAACUGUCCACCUUCAAUACCUUCCGAGUAUUUCAACGACCUCAGCAACUAGAAAUUUGCGUUCUUCUUCCAUUAAUUUGUUGGAUGAUGUUAAAUGUAUCUGCUGUUUGUUUUCCUUCCAUGUAAAUACUUUUUUCUCCCAUAUCUUAUGUAUGAAUUUCGACUCUAGUUUCUGUCAAACUGUUGGUGUAUCAGAUGGCUUUUCAUAUUAAAGUUUCCUAAAA